Messenger RNA from Columba livia (rock pigeon), 3772 nucleotides. Its product is annotated as acyl-coenzyme A synthetase ACSM4, mitochondrial. The record is from RefSeq and is a predicted model, not a curated record. Gene Ontology annotation, molecular function: fatty acid ligase activity; fatty-acyl-CoA synthase activity. Gene Ontology annotation, cellular component: mitochondrial matrix. Gene Ontology annotation, biological process: acyl-CoA metabolic process; fatty acid biosynthetic process. NCBI's taxonomy places the organism in Eukaryota, Metazoa, Chordata, Aves, Columbiformes, Columbidae. The coding region runs from base 234 to 1973 and encodes 579 amino acids. The transcript has 14 exons.
AAAUGAUAAAGUAGAAAGGGUUUUGCUCCAAAUCCUUUUUGCCCCAGCGUCCGGGUUUCAUGUCUCCAGAUGAAGCUCCGUCUUCACAGUGCCUGGCUUGGGAACCUCAUGUCCUGAAAGCCGAAUGAAGAGGAUCUACCCCAGCCAGCUCUCAAUCUGUACUAUCCACAGCAAACAGGAUUAAUAGCAACAAUUCUGCUAAUUUUCUACAGCAUCUACGUACAUCUUCUGCCAUGAAGCUGUUUAAAUUACAGACUCUAAAAUCAUUGUGGACUCUGAAGCCUCCUGAUAGGGCUUUCCAUGGACACUCCAGGCUGCUUGUCUCUGAUGUGCAUUCACAGUAUGAGUCCAUCAGGCGGGGCAAACAGGAAAUACCAAAGUACUUUAACUUUGCAAGUGAUGUACUGGACAAAUGGUCUGAGAUUGAAAAGGUUGGAAAGAGACCUCCAAACCCUGCCUUUUGGUGGGUAAAUGGAAAAGGAGAUGAAGUGAAGUGGAGCUUUGAGGAGCUGGGGUUCCUGUCUCGGAAAGUGGCCAAUGUGCUGACUAAAGUAUGCGGACUGCAAAAGGGAGACAGAAUUAUUGUGAUCCUGCCACGAAUCCCUGAAUGGUGGCUGGUGUAUGUGGCUUGCAUGCGCACAGGAAUUGUCAUAAUUCCAGGAAUAUCCCAGUUAUCAGCCAAAGAUGUGUUGUAUCGACUCCAGGCGUCAAAGGCCACAUGCAUCAUUACCAGUGACACGCUGGCUCCUGCCGUGGACUCAGUGGCAUCUGAGUGUCAGUUUCUGAAAACCAAGUUAAUUGUGUCCAAAAGCAAAAGGGAGGGAUGGCUAAACCUCACUGACCUGUACAAAAACCAAUCUGCUGACCAUUCCUGUGUCAAAACAAGGAUUCAAGACCCAAUGAGUAUCUUCUUUACCAGUGGAACCACAGGUUCUCCAAAGAUGACUGAACAUUCCCAGGGUAGUCUUGGUUUCAGACCCCUUGUAAGUGAAAGGUACUGGUUGGAUUUGACUCCCUCAGACGUUGUAUGGUGCACAGCAGACACAGGAUGGAUACUGGCUUCAGUGGGAUCUCUUGUUGAUCCCUGGGUUUUUGGAUCAUGCAUCUUUAUACAUAUGCUCCCAAAGAUCGAAUCAGCAGCCAUCCUAAAUACUCUCUGUGAAUUCCCCAUUGACACGCUGAUUGGUGCUCCAACGUUGUUCCGCAUGCUGGUGCAAAAUGAUCUCUCCAGGUACAAAUUCAUGAAGCUGAAGAACUGCAUGAGUGGAGGGGAGCCACUCAACCCCGAAGUCAUGGAGCACUGGAAAAGCAAGACUGGGCUGGACAUCUGUGAAGUGUAUGGGCAGACUGAAACGGGAGUAGUCUGCUGUGUUUUUAAAGGAAUGAAGAUUAAACCUGGAUCAAUGGGGAAGGCAGUUCCCCUUUAUGAUGUUCAGAUCAUAGACAAAAAUGCUAAUAUUCUGCCUCCAGGACAACAGGGUGAAAUUGCUAUCAGAAGCAAACCUUUAAGACCACUUGGUUUAUUCUCUGAAUAUGUAGAUAACCCAAAGAAAACUGCAGAAAGUGAACGUGGGGAUUUUUAUGUCACUGGAGACAGAGGGAUUAUGGAUGAAGAUGGAUAUUUUCAGUUUAUUGGAAGAGAUGAUGACAUCAUCAUUUCCUCAGGAUAUCGCAUCGGGCCAUUUGAAGUAGAGAGUGCCUUGAUAGAACACCCAGCAGUGGUAGAAACAGCAGUUAUCAGCAGCCCAGAUCCCCUCAGGGGAGAGGUUGUGAAAGCAUUUGUGGUCCUGUCCCCCACCUUUUCAUCCAGUGACCUGGAGAGCUUAACCCGUGACUUGCAGGAGCAUGUCAAGAAAACUACUGCUCCAUAUAAAUACCCUAGAAAGGUGGAAUUUGUCCAAGAGCUGCCAAAGACAGUCACUGGGAAGAUUAAGAGGAACGAAUUAAGAAAAAAAGAGUGGGGACGGAUGUAGUAUUAUUUGGAAUUUAACAGAACUUCUUUCUUUCCAUUAAGAGUGUAUAAAUUUCUCUGACAUCUGCCCUCCUUCUGAUCUAGUUUUGUUAAAUGUCUGAGCAUCAAAAACUAUAGAGAACACCAAGAUGUGUUGUUUGUGCCUGCGUGCAAAGCUUCUAAUGUCAGUACCAUGGUUUCAGUUCCUGAAGCACUACUGGGAAGGGGAACAAACCAUACAAAUACAUUCUAGUCCUGAAUGUCUAGAAGUUCACCAGGAUUUGGCUGGUGACCCAUCUCUUUCGGACAGCAUCCAAAAUCAGUGAAGAGAUAUUGCUGAUAUCGAUUGUCUAGCUCCAAGCUGCAGAAGAAUCGGGUGUAGAUUUGAGUGGUUCAUAUGCUCUAUCCUUAAAUGCUUCUGCUUCCCGGAUCUGCCAUCCAGAUCAAACCAGCAAAGCCUUUUGGUCCAUUUCCUAGAUAUGUGCUAAGGCAUCAAACACAUUUUGGGGAAUAUUUUCAGUUCACUGAUGACUUUUGAAGUGCCUCCCUCCAAGUAUGUGUGCUGAGCUGCCUAAAACACCUAAUGUAUGUGUAUAUUGAGAAAUAGCUAUACCUGUGAGGGGAAUCUUGGCUUGUGUUAACAUUGUAAAGAUGUAGAUCGGCGUUUUCAAAUACAUCUGAGGAGACAAAGAGGCAUCUAACUUCCUUUUGAUUUCAGAAAAAUUAGGGGUGCCUACGCCUAUUUGAAGCUCUGGCAAUGACUUCCUGGAAUCCCAAUGAGAUCCUAUACCUUGAAGCAAUGUCCCCUAACUAUUCUUCUUAAGACAACCAUUAAACAAAUGUGGCCUCAGUCACCUCUCUUCUUGACUGCUGUGAGGACAUGAUGUGGGUGUCCAGACACCAGUGAAGAAUUCCUGUCUGCUGGGAACUCCUCUGUGCUCACUAUAAGUAAUUUAAAGGCACAUUUGUGGAGCUCAAUAAGCGAUUACCAAAAAAAAUUGUCCAGCAUCUGGCUCAGGAACUUGUAUUUCCACUGGCUUGAAAGACAUUUGAUUGUAGAAAAUUGCAUUAUUCAUCUUAGUUUUUCUAUUGAACGUUAUUCACCAAGUUAGUGAUUGCCGAGUGCUGCCUUACUCUAGCUUUCUCCUUUAGGUGGUAAAAGCUUUUAUUGUUCUGUUUCCUGAAUUUACAUCUCAUGAUCCUGAAAAAUUAGUCCUUCAGCUGCAUAAGCAUGUGAGAAAAAGUUGCUACACCUUACAAAUACCCCAGAAAGGCAAGUAUUACUGCAUUCUGAAUAUAUAAAUAGCUUCUUGUGAUGCACCCUAGAAUUAAAACUCUUAUAAUCAAACCUAAGAACCAGAUUAAAAAUGCAAUUGGAUUAUAUUUUGGAAUAAUAGAAUUUUGCUUUUUUUCCUGUCUUUGGCUCCCCUCAGUCCCUGCACAGGGUUCCAGCAACAGUGAUGCAGGGCUUGAAUUUCCCUUCCCUUUUCCAGGGCAACAACUUUGUUCUGGGAGAUGAAUUUUUUCUCUUCUAGAUUCAGUUCAGAGCAGAGGGAAAACAUGUUGGACAUUUGAAAUGAAAUCCCAUUUUUGGAGUAGAAUAACUAGAAAUAGCAUUAGAUUUUUAAGUGCAAUCAUAAAAGCAUGUUGAAAAAUGUAAUCUAGCCACAAUUUCAGAAUCUGUUUCUUUUAAAGCACAUUCAAAUUUCACAUGUAAGUACUUUUUAGCAAAGUAAUCCACGUUGUCCGAAGUGAAGUAAUCAGAUUGCUCAUGUAAUCCAUUUAUUAUGUGUAAGUAAUAAAUUUUUAAACAUCAUCUAA